UCGACUUGGAUCUCCAUGGAGAAAGAGCCAAAAGCUUAUGAUUGUACUGAGUCACUUCUUGUGAGUUUUGUUUAAAACAACUAAAAGCCUUCAGCUUUUGCCUUCUAUUUCUGGCACCCUUUCAAUAUAUUGGGGAGAGAAAUCAGACAGAGAGAGAGAUAGAGAAUGGCAUUAGAAGCUGUGGUGUUCCAGCAAGAUCCGUUCAGUUUUGGCUGCAGGGAUGUCUACGCCAUGGGAGGUGGCUGGAGCUAUGGCUUUGGUUUCGAAGAGGACAAGGUUUACACUCAAACUCAAACUCAGACUCUUGACGCUAAUGUCGAUCAUCAGCAAGCUCUCCACGGUAAUUGGGAGUCUUCCUGCUCUUCCAUGGUGCAACAUCUCAAGGAAUGGGACGCCAACUCUUCCUCCACAGAAGCUUGCACUGGUGAUGGGUUACUCGCCGGAGUAACACCUCAGCCGCAGGAGCCUGCAGCUACGUCAGGUCGGCGAAAGAGACGACGCACCAGAAGCGUCAAGAACAAAGAACAAGUGGAGAACCAGAGAAUGACCCAUAUUGCAGUUGAACGCAAUCGGCGCAGACAGAUGAAUGAACAUCUAGCCGUCCUCCGAUCGUUGAUGCCUGCAUCUUAUGUUCAAAGGGGUGACCAAGCUUCAAUUAUAGGGGGCGCCAUAAAUUUUGUGAAGGAGCUUGAACAGCUCCUCCAGCCUCUGGAAGCCCAAAAACUAAUGAAGCAACGAUCCCAAACAGACUCCUCCACUGUCUUCUCCAACUUCUUCACCUUCCCCCAGUACUCCACGUAUUCAACUCACUACAACUCCUCUGCGGCAACAAAGGAGUCCAUGGCCGAGAAGCGAUCCGCCAUUGCAGACGUGGAAGUAACAAUGGUGGAAACCCACGCAAACAUCAGAGUACUAUCAAGAACAAGACCAAAACAGCUCUUCAAGAUGGUGGCUUGGCUCCACUCCGUCCGCCUUACCAUCCUCCACCUCAACGUCACAACAGUGGAUCAUAUGGUCCUCUACUCUUUCAGUGCCAAGGUUGAAGAUGAUUGCGUGCUGAGUUCCGUGAAUGAGAUUGCAACUGCAGUGUAUGAGACGGUGGGGAGGAUCCAAGGAGAGGCUCCGCUUACCUGAACAAAACCCUAAUUUCUUCCUGUAAUUGUCCAGUCUCUAGAAUUUUUAGUAGAUAAGUUUCAUAGUUCUUAUAUUUUCGAGGGACAUUAUGUACUGUGAAAUGACUUCAAUUCAUAAUGUUUGCCUGAAUUCUAUUAUCAUUUUGCCCCUCA
Molecule: messenger RNA, 1286 nt
Organism: Vitis vinifera (wine grape)
Lineage: Eukaryota; Viridiplantae; Streptophyta; Magnoliopsida; Vitales; Vitaceae
Product: transcription factor bHLH94
Exons: 3
Coding region: 166-1134 (322 amino acids)
Biological process (GO): regulation of transcription by RNA polymerase II
Molecular function (GO): DNA-binding transcription factor activity, RNA polymerase II-specific; protein dimerization activity; RNA polymerase II cis-regulatory region sequence-specific DNA binding
Source: RefSeq, a predicted model, not a curated record